Molecule: messenger RNA, 1081 nt
Organism: Durotheca rogersii
Lineage: Eukaryota; Fungi; Ascomycota; Sordariomycetes; Xylariales; Xylariaceae
Product: Emopamil-binding protein
Exons: 2
Coding region: 96-881 (261 amino acids)
Biological process (GO): sterol metabolic process
Cellular component (GO): endoplasmic reticulum; membrane
Molecular function (GO): cholestenol delta-isomerase activity
Source: RefSeq, a predicted model, not a curated record
CCCUCGUCCCGCACCUAGGUAUCACGCGCGUGCUGUCGUCGUCCUAAACGAGCCAAACCGAUCUUUAUCCCGCCGCUGCCGCCGUCGCCGUCGCAAUGUCGUCCUCGGCAACGACGCUCCUGCGCUCGUCCCUCCCGCCGGACCUCUUCGACCAGACGACGCUCGUGUCGCUCGCGUCGACCGUGGCCAUCCUGGGCGCCGCGUACGCCGCGUCGCUCGCGGCGCUGCCACCAACGCCGACGUCGACGCGGUCCGUGCUCGCGCGGCACCGGCGCGCCCUCUUCGUCUGGCACGCCUUCGACGCCCUCAUCCACUUCGCCCUCGAGGGCGGCUUCCUCUACCACUGCUUCUUCUCCUGGACGCCCCUCGCCCGCGUCGCCAACCCCCUCGCCCUCGCCCCCACCCCGCUCAACUACCUCGGCCACCGCGACGCCCGCGCCUACGGCCCCCAGGCCGCCGCCCCCGGCUCCCUCGCCGAGCCCCUCGCCCGCCUCUGGAUGGUCUACGCCAAGGCCGACCGCCGCUGGGCCGGCGCCGACCUCUCGGUCAUCAGCCUCGAGCUGCUCACCGUGUUCGUGGCGGGCCCGCUCGCGGUGGCGGUGUGCGCGGCGCUGGCGCGGGGGUCGCCGCGCGCGAGCGUGCUCAUGCUGGUGGUGGCGACGAUGGAGCUGUACGGCGGCUGGGUCACCUUCUGCCCCGAGUGGCUGACGGCGAGCGGGAACCUCGACACGGCGAACCCGCUCUACCUCUGGGUCUAUCUCGUCUUCUUCAACGGGCUCUGGGUCGCGCUCCCGCUCUACGCCGCCGCCGUCGCCGCCGCCGACAUCGCCGACGCCUUCGCCGUGCGCGCCCGCGCCGAGGCCAUCGCCAAGAGGAAGUGAACAAGGCCCUUGCGCGAUCGGUGCGCGGACGAGCGCGUGCGGGGGGCCUUCGGGGACCCGCGGAAGACGAGGCGAGGCUGGGUUUCGCGUCGGCGUGGACCGGAGACGAGAGCCAUAUAUGUCUAUACGAAAAAGAAGGUAUGGGGAACGUGGGUGGGCCUGCGGGGGAGUGGAGGAGAAGAGAUGAUGGGAGAAGAGGA